Messenger RNA from Trichoderma reesei QM6a, 2760 nucleotides. RefSeq lists its product as uncharacterized. The transcript has 5 exons. The record is from RefSeq and is a predicted model, not a curated record. NCBI's taxonomy places the organism in Eukaryota, Fungi, Ascomycota, Sordariomycetes, Hypocreales, Hypocreaceae. The coding region runs from base 1 to 2760 and encodes 919 amino acids.
AUGGGUCACCGUUCCUUGGAUUACAGGAUUCGUGAUUCAGAAAGCAUGAGAGAGGCCAUCCUCAAGAUGGUGAUGGAUCUAACCAGAUCUCUUGACGAAGUCCUUGACUAUCUCAACGGAAAAGAAGAACAAGAAGAUGAAGAGUUUGACACGGAUUCCGAUACGGAGUCCGACAUGGAUCUUCUCCUUGACAGCGUCAAAGAUCCUAUCGAUCGCCUAUAUAAGAUGGCUGUUUGGAUCCGCGAUCCAGCGACUAGGAUACCCUCCUCAAAGGCCCGAAACUUCCAGCGGAUCGACGAAGAGACCAAAGUAGACCUGUUCAAAGCCUUUGAGCCUCUUGACUACGAUUAUAUUAGCUCCCUUUUCCUGCAGUAUGAGAAGGAUAAAGCUUUGCAGGAAACACAAGCAGCCAAAGGUGAAGCGGAAGUCGGAGAUCUUGAUACCCAGGAUCAGGUGUGGGAACCAGUCAGAACGACGUUAAAGUUGAGUAAGCUGAGGAUAGAAACCGGCACUGAGUCGUAUCUUGUUCGCCGCAUAGCUCAAGCAAAUGGACGCAGGCGGCAGCAAUUUGCUUACUGGAGAAGCCACAAGGGCAAGCUCCGCGCACACUCAUCUGUUGUCGUCGACGCUCCAACGCAUGAGCUUCCAAGCGGCGGUCACCAGAUGGAAGCUGGCAACCAGAAUACUUCGAUCAAGGCACCUUUAACGGUCGCCACGGCUACUCAGUUGACGUCUCUGAGCGGCGAGGCGAAAGAAGUCUUUGAAAAGGCCAACUUUCUGGAUUAUGCCGUCUCUGAGUAUGCUCCGUCGGCCUGGGAACCCAGCAAAGACAUUGUCAGCUUUCCAUUGCCGCCUCGAGUAGCCGCGACGGAGCAGUUUUUCGAAUGCCCCUAUUGCUUUACCAUAUGCCCUGUUUCCAUUCUCUCAGAAAAAGCCUGGAGAGCCCAUCUGAUACGCGACCUAAGGCCUUAUGUCUGCACCUUCGAACAUUGUCCAAUUUCCGACCAGCUGUACGACAGUCGCGACGACUGGAUCCAACACGAGGUGUCGGCCCACCAGACCAUGUUUCAAUGUCCAGUGCACCCAGAUGACACAUUGAACUCCCCAGAGGCGUAUGAAAGACAUAUACAGAGCCACUGUCAGGGCGAGAUGCUCCCGCUCUCAUUAGCGAAGUCGACCAUGACCGACAUCCAGCGAAGCUGCCCUGUGUGCUCAAUAGACUUACAGAAUACACAGGAGUCACAAAGCCAUAUAGCUCUUCAUCUAGAGCGCUUUGCUAUGUUUACGUUGCCUCGCUCCACCGACGACCCCGAUGGUGGAGAUCUCAGAAGCCAGUCUACCGGAGCUCAUCUGGCUUCUGACAGAUCCCUUAAUGGGUUCUCAGAGACAGGAUCAGUGGUUUCCUUCACUGCUGAGAAUUCAGACAUUAUCACGAAACGAUCACCAGGAGAUUUUGAUGUCACUAGAGAGCAAAUGUUGGAGAGACUGAUGAGUGUGAGCCAAGAACUGGAGAAUAUAUUCACGAGGCCAGUAAGCAUGCUUCACUUGUUCCCCGCAGAUAUGGCCCUCGUACAAUCUCAAAUCAAAGCGCUGAAUGGCGACAUGGUUCGUUUCUUUGAGAUGGGUGAUGCACUGGGACACAGCUUUCUCUCAAUUGUCUCAAAAACCUUCGUCGUCGAAGUCGGAGAGAUUUGCGUCAAGGCUGGGCUCUUAGAGGAGGCUAUCAACACUUUUGAGAGUCUGAAGUCUGUCCAAGCCAGUCAGCUCCCCCGUUCCGACCCAGCCUUACUACGAGCGCAGCAACAACUAGAGCUCGUUUACGAGGUAAAAAAAACGCUGCAAGAUGUGCAGGAGGCGCUGGGACCGGAGGCAGAUCUUCAGACGGAGCCAGGCAAGAGUCUGGCUCUGGAAAAACUCGCUCGAACUGCGCUGGGAAUGCAUCAUGCUGAAACGAUAUGGGGCCCAAGCAUUCGGGAAGAGAUGACUAAAGUCAUGGCUGAUGAUGGCACGGCAGCCCACAAAACAGUCUUGGAGGGAAAAAAGCGCGGUGCAGAUUCAGGGGAACACAACUCUGGAGGGAGUCAAGAACGGACUGGAAGCGAAGCCGAGAUUUUGGAGAGCGAGAAACCUAGGAGACGCUCGGCACUCGACAGAUCCAGCGGGCUGCGCCGAACACUGAGGUCUAGAGCCCUGUCGGCACAAGACCAACAGGGACGCAAUUCAUUAGCCGAACAGGACCGAAGGCCUACGAUGCCCCAAGAAAGUAAUGAGGAUGAAGAAAGGCUGGCGACUGUUACUCCGAGGCAGAAGUUCAAGCAGCUGCAUACAAACGAUGGGAGCACCGCUUCUGAUACCAUGUCCUCAGGGACCGCACGACUUGAAGCGACUCGAGAAGGAGAGGUAGAAGCAAGCCAGCCUCAAACAGCUCAAGAACACGACGAAGACGACACUCAGAUGGCUGAUCCUGAGAACGACCUCGCCAGGGAGCCCAGGCAGAUCCGCAUGGUCGAAAGAGAGAAUGAACGGAAGCGGGCGUUGUCGGCCUCGCCCCCACGUCGUCCACGUCGUCCGCGGCGUGUUGCCAACCGCCGCCGGGAAGCAUUUGGUGGAAGUAGCUCAAGAGAUUUGGGGUUACAGCGGCCAAAUCGUUGGCGAUGUGUGACUCACAGACCUCAGUGCGAUGAAGAGCAUCAAUUCGCGUUUGAAUCCUGUCGCCAACGCACACGAAUCCAGGUUUAUAUCAAGCUACCUUGCAUUUGA